AUGGCAAGCAAAGGAAGUAACACUGACGGCGUGUCAUGCAGUGUGCUGAACUGGGAGCAGGUCAGCCGUCUGCAUGAGGUUCUUACAGAGGUGGUCCCGAUCCACGGGCGCGGUAACUUCCCCACACUGAGGAUGACUCUGAAGGACAUCGUUCGGACUGUCCGGAGCAGGCUGAGCGAAGCGGGCAUCGUGGUGCACGACGUCCGUCUGAAUGGCUCCGCAGCCGGUCACGUCCUGGUUAAGGAUAAUGGGCUGGGGUGCAAAGACCUGGAUCUCAUUUUUCAAGUUUCUCUUCCAAGUGAGGCGGAGUUUCAAUUAGUUCGAGAUGUGGUGUUCCGAUCCCUCUUGAAUUUCUUGCCAGCAGGAGUAAGCAAGCUAAAAAUCAGUCCGGUAACCCUGAAGGAAGCCUACAUCCAGAAGCUAGUCAAAGUGUACACGGAGUCUGACCGCUGGAGCUUGAUAUCUCUCUCCAACAAACAUGGCAGGAAUGUAGAGCUGAAGUUCGUCGACUGUAUACGGCGACAGUUUGAAUUCAGUGUGGACUCCUUCCAAAUCAUACUGGACUCCCUGCUCUUUUACUAUGACUACUCAAAAACCCCCAUGUCGGAGCACUUCCAUCCCACUGUGAUUGGGGAGAGCAUGUAUGGAGACUUUGAGGCAGCUUUUGAUCACCUCCAGAACAAGCUGAUAGCUACCAAAAAUCCUGAAGAGAUCCGAGGUGGUGGUCUUCUGAAGUACAGUAACCUCUUAGUACGAGACUUCAGGCCCAUGGAUAAGGAUGAGAUCAAAACAUUAGAGCGCUACAUGUGCUCCCGAUUCUUCAUCGAUUUCCCAGACAUCCUGGAUCAGCAGCGCAAACUAGAGACCUACCUCCAGAACCACUUCUCCAAAGAGGAGAGGAGCAAAUAUGACUACCUCAUGAUUCUGCGCAGGGUAGUGAACGAGAGCACAGUCUGCCUCAUGGGACACGAGCGAAGGCAGACUCUCAACUUGAUUUCUCUGCUAGCACUCAGAGUGCUGGCAGAACAAAACAUCAUCCCUAAUGCCACCAAUGUUACCUGUUACUACCAGCCGGCACCCUAUGUUAGUGAUGUUAACUUCAGCAACUACUACCUUGCAAGUGCUCCCCUGCCAUACAGCCAGUCCUACCCCACUUGGUUGCCUUGCAACUGAUUGUUUCAC
Messenger RNA from Merops nubicus (carmine bee-eater), 1182 nucleotides. It is a transcript of the gene TENT5C, whose product is annotated as family with sequence similarity 46, member C. The transcript has a single exon. Gene Ontology annotation, biological process: mRNA stabilization. Gene Ontology annotation, molecular function: poly(A) RNA polymerase activity; RNA binding. The record is from RefSeq and is a predicted model, not a curated record. The coding region runs from base 1 to 1173 and encodes 390 amino acids. Lineage: Eukaryota; Metazoa; Chordata; Aves; Coraciiformes; Meropidae.